AUGGGUGGUUCGCAAAGCACUAGAAAACUUAGUGUCGAUAAUGAGAAUGCUAUACAAGUAUCGCAAGAGGCAUUAGAUCGAAUACAGGCUCAGCUUAAUGCUAAACAAGCUGAACAGCCACCACCAAAACCUCAAUAUGCACCACCUCCUUAUUAUGAUUCUAUAAAACAACAAGAGCAUGUGGCAGAAGAGGCAUACUGGGCAAGGCGCAUAGAAAAUUUAAAACGAGCUCAUGAAAAAAUAAACAGUGGUAUGCACUUAGAAUAUCAAAAGACACUUAAAGAAGCUAAUGAUUUAUUUGCCUUUGUACAAGCUGACAAAGUAGUAAACAAACUACCACCUUGUCAGGAAGAAAAAGCUAAGGUAUUGGAAUGCUAUAGCUCAAAUCCUGAUAAAUCACUACUGUGUUCUGUGUUAGUGAAUCAAUUUAAUGACUGUGUAUGCAGGAGUAGGAUUGCAGCGGUAUCGGCUUCAUCC
Messenger RNA from Brenthis ino (lesser marbled fritillary), 477 nucleotides. The record is from the annotation of a GenBank genome assembly. NCBI's taxonomy places the organism in Eukaryota, Metazoa, Arthropoda, Insecta, Lepidoptera, Nymphalidae.